AUGGCCUGCAUCUAUUUUGAAAGUGUUCUGGUAUAAGCCACUAGUUUGAUGGUAUUUUAAUUAGUUUGCGAUGCUAUGCAUUCCCCAAGCUUAUUAUUAUUUAUUAACAUUGAAUCUUUUACCCCCAUAAAUAAGUGUAUAAAAAUAAAAUUAUUGUUUCUAUUGUUUAUUGUUAAAUUACAAUAAACUGUCCCAUAAGCCUAAGUUUUCAGGUAUAGCCACAUGAACGUUUCCAAUGACCUAUUUAAGGUCCUGCAGCAGCAUUUUAAUCAGAUUUAUGUAUGGACUUUGAGUAAACUACUUCAAAAUCUUAAUUUAUUUUCAUUUUCAGCCAUUCACAGGUGGACUUGUUGGUGUGUCUUGGACUUUUGUCAUACUGCUUAACCCAUGUGUGCUUGCACUUAAAGUCAUGACAGAACAUCCUUCUCCUGGAUUUUCUAACAGAGAGUAGAACUUUGACUGUUAGUACGAUUUUUUUCCCAUCCUAUAGACCAGCUAUUACAAGGUGCACAUGUUCCCAAAAAGUUCCACUUUUAUCUAUAGAUGAAUGUGAGACAGGCCUCUUUGUUCUUGUUGGCCAGCAGUGGUUUUGGCCUUGGAUCUCUCCCAUAGAUGAUAUUUUUGCCUCGUCUCUCUUUCUUGUUGUUAAAUCAUGAACACUGACCUUAGCUGAGACAAGUGAGGCCUACAGUGCUUUAGAUGUUAUUUUUAGUUCUUUUGUGACCUGGAUGAGUUGUUGAUGCACUCUUUGAGUAAUUCUGGUAGGCCAGUCUGACCUACUCCCAUGUUUUCUCUAGUUGUGGAUAAGUGCUCUUACUCUAGUUUGCUGGAGUCUCAAAGCCUUUGAAAUGACUUUGUUGUCAUUUUCUCAGAAAGAUAGAUGUCCGUUCUUUACAUUGGGACAGGAUCAGUUGCUGUUAGAAAACAUGUAGCCAAGGGAUGGCUAAUAUGAACUUAGAGUUUUAUCAUGAUAUUUUAUGAUACUAUUGUUAUAAUGAUAAAAGUGAUGAUAAGAACAAUUUAUUACUUCUUUUUUACUGUAUAACUGCAACUGCAUGGCACAGCAAUGAUAGCCCCACAAACACUAAUAAUGCUCUUGAAAAACAUGCCCAUUUCUAAUAUGCUAAUAUAGUCACAUAAAGAAGUGAUUUAUAUCAUUAACCUGCACACAUUUAAUUAUAUUUUCAAAUGUAUAUAUAUAUGUUGAACAAACUGGAAAAAAUAGUAAAGAAAAUAACAAUCCCAACAAUAAGGCCAGUUUUAGGGUUUUGUAAAUGUCACUUCAUUGGAAUUUAUUAUGACAACAAUAAAUUUAAAAUCUUAUCAUGACAAGAAAUGCAUCACAAUAAAUAAUAAAUGAUACAAAUUAAUUCUCACCUCCAGGUUAGCCUGUUUUCCGUUCUCAGAUCCAUUUAAUUGAUUUCCUGAGCUUUGCCAGUGGCCUGGAUGUGGGACACUGUCAAAUUAAAGCAGAAAAAUAAUUAUAUAAACAACUUUUUCCCAGCACUUUAUGCUACAGCAAAACAAAAGGUAUUGAUCUGAAGUCUUUUAACGCGUCUUAACCACAGGUGCUUGUGUGUUGUUGGAAACUCUCUCUGUUUGCCCCUCUCAUAAGCAAAUAACCGGUUUCAUAAUUUUCAACUUUUUUUUUACCGGUCAGACUAAUCUUUGUGACCCUUUUGGUUUUUCAUGGUGGUGGGAGGACCACAAUGCCCCUGUUUGUGGGCUACUUUGCCUCUAAUAUUGUAUGACUAGUCAUUAUGCAAUUACUAUAUUGUAUAACUGCUUUCGUUUUUCUGUGUUCCUCUAGUGUGUGUGCCCCCACUACCUGCAUUAGGUUGUGAUGACCCACACUACUUCCAAAUGUAUCUGUGACCCUCCCCAAUCCUGACUCCUAACCUCUAACCCCUGACCUUUGACCUCCACUAUGGGCAGUGUUGGCAGUGGGGUGGCAGGAGAGCAGGAGUUUGCCAUGAAGUCCGUGGGCACGAGGACCACCCUGCCCCGAGCCCCUCCUCUCUCUCGCCGCUGCCCUGCAGACCGCAGCUGCAGCGCCGAGCGGCUGCCUCGCGCUCCGGCAACUAUUUCGGACGGGACGGCGUCAAGCGAUGAGCGAGGCAGUGUUAGUAUCGGGACUGGGACCUGCACCGGGACUGACAGGCCAACAGAGACAGCAUCCUCAACCCACACUGAAUGUACCAUGACCGCCCCCUCCAACAACAACCAGCUGGACUGUGGGAACAUAGCUGUCAGGAGGGAGAGGGAGUGGGACAGGGAGAGGCAGCGCGAGAGGGGCAGGGACCGGGACCGGGACAGAGACUGGGACCGGGAGCGGCUCGAGAGGGAGCGCGAGAGGGAGAGAAACCGGGAGAGGGAGCGGGAGCGGGUGGAGAGGGAGAGGCUGGAGCGUGAGAGGGAGCGUGAGAGGGAGCGGGCCCGAGAAAGGGAGAGAGAGAGGAUAGAGAGGGAGAAGAUAGAGAGGGAGAGGGAACGAGAGAGGGAGAGAGAAAGGGAACGUGAAAGAGAGAGGCUGGAGAACGAGCGGAUGGAGAGAGAGAGGGAGAGGGAGAUGCAGAUGCAGGCGGCCAGUCUGGAUGUUUGUGGAAACAUUGUGGGUCGAGGAGUCAGCGAGAAGACCAGUGUGGGCAUGAACCACCACCAGCACAGAGACAUGGUUGCAACCAGAACCGACAAUGAAAACAAUCCAGUCGGCCACAACCCACCCAAGAUCAUGGCCGUGUCAGGAAAACUGGAGCAGGCGAUGCAGAGCACCUCCGGCCUCGUCCGUCCUUCCGCCUUCAAGCCGGUGGUUCCCAAAAGCUUUCACUCCAUGCAGAACCUGGUGGGCCAGGCGGGAGGGGCCGGGGGCGAGGGAAAGACCGACGCCAGGGGUGAGGGAUUCAGUGAGGGUAGAGUAGGCAGGAGAGGCAGAGAUGCAGUGGGAGGGGAUGGAGGAGAGGUACCAGAGGCCCUGCUCCUGGACCAAGACAGUCCUGUUAGGGUCAGCAGGAGUGAUGGAGGGGGAAAUGGUACUGAGGUGGUUCAGGGAGGGAUGUCAGAUUCAGGGAGAAACUCCCUGACUAGUCUGCCCACUUACACAGGCUCUGGGUCUGGCUGUGGGCCCCCAGCAGUCUUAGGGCCCCUCAGUGCUUCUACCAGCCACAUUAACAGAUUGGGCAUGGCGGGGGCAGCUGCAGGUCUGGACAAACUGGACAAACCUGGCUACCAGCAGAACGGGCUGAGCGCCUCAGACAGCGGUCGGUCCUCCUCGGGGAAGAGCUCCUCGUCCUAUCAGAGGCUGAGCCACCUGAGUGACGCUCCAGCACCUCUGCGACCCUCCCCCUCGUCUGAUGACAUCAUCCAGGACCUCGAGGACCGACUGUGGGAGAAAGAGCAAGAGGUACAGCAUAUGCGCAGGAACCUGGACCAGAGUGAGGCGGCCAUCAUUCAGGUGUUUGAGGAGAAGCAGCGUGUUUGGGAGCGACAGAUGGAUGAGCUGAGACAGAACUACGCUUCACGUCUUCAGCAGGUGACCCGCCGGGCUCAGCGUUCCCAGACCGCCCUGCAGGCCCAGAUCACUCGUCUGUCUCAGGACAAGAGGAGGCUCCAGGAGGAGAUGGCGGCCCUGUUGGCUCAGAGAGAGGAACUGGAGAGAAAGUGCCUGGACUACAGGAAAGAACAGGCUGACAUCCUGCCGCGUCUGGAGGAGACCAAGUGGGAGGUUUGUCAGAAAGCAGGUGAGAUUUCCCUGCUGAAGCAGCAACUCAGAGAGAGUCAGGCUGAAGUGACCCAGCGGGCCGGAGAGAUGGUGGCCCUCAGGGGCCAGCUGAAGGAGCUCAACGCCCAGCUGAGGGAGCGGGAGGAGGUCAUGCUGGGUCUGAAGGACUCCUACAGCUCAAAGUGUCUGGAACUGGAGAAGUGUGAAGGCGAGCUGAGGAGGACACUGUCUGAGGUGUCCAUCCUGAGAGAGAAGCUGGGUGUGUUUGAGGCAGAGGUGCUAAGUUUAAAGCGUGCUCUGAGUGAAGCGAGCAGAGGAGCAGAAGUGAUUGUGAGCCCGAACUUAGCUGCAGCAGGGUUGCUGCCACCGUGGGGAGCUGUCCACUGCCCUCGAAACCCGACUGAGCCCUCCACCAGCUCGCUCACCCCCACAUCCGACACCCUGCUCAGCCUGCAGAGCGAUGAAGCCAAAGCCCAAAGGCAGGAAGCUCAGAGGCAGGAGAGGCAGCAGCGUGAAGAAGCUCAGUGGCGCGAUGUGCAGCACCGACAAGACACCCACAUGCAACCGGACAUCCAAAUGGGUCAGAACCCGCAGAUCAGACCGGAGGCCCAGCUCCGCCAGGAAGCCCAGCUCCGCCAAGAGGCUCACCUUCGCCAUGAGGCCCAUAUUCGCCAAGAAGCACAGCUGCGUCAGGAGGCCCAGCUCCGCCAUGAGGCUCAAAUGCGCCAAGAGGCCCAGCUCCGUCACGACUCCCAACUCUGCCAGGACAUGCAGCUGCGUCAGGAAGCCCAUCAACCACAGCGGGCGCAGGAGGGUCACUGGGAUGAGGCCGGGGAGCUGCGCAGGCAGCUUGAGCAGCUGCAGGGUGUACUGCGCUUGGAGAGGCAGCAGCGGGAACGACAGGCCCUCAACUUUGACCAGGAACGGCACACCUGGCAGGACGAGAAGGAACGGGUAUUGAAGUAUCAGGCACAACUGCAGCUCAGCUAUGUGGAAACUCUACAGAAAAACCAAGCUUUGGAAAAGCGCAUGAGCCAGUUGGGAACCAAGCAAACCACAGUCUCCACCACCACUGUCACCACUGCCACCACCUCCCCAACCUCCUCCAACUCACCACCUCCACCACCAGCCAUGUCGCCAUUGUCUCCUCAGCAACUCCCUUCCUUCUCUGGUCCAUCUUCCCUUUCUGGUCCUUCGUCUCUCUCUGGUCCUUCUUCUCUUUCUGGUCCCCCUUCCCACUCUGGACCUCCAUUUCUUUCUGGUCCACCUUCCCUUUCUAGUCCUCCUUCCCUCUCUGGUCCUCCUUCCCUCUCUGGUCCUCCUUCCAUCUCUGUUCCUCCCUCCCUUUCUGGACCCAUCGCCCUCACUCUCUCUCCUCCUUGUGAAGACCAAAAGGGCCCCCCCUCACUCCACCAACUCGCUCCUCCAUGGGCCGGACCGUCGCGCCUGGAGAGGAUAGAGUCCACAGAGAUAUAGAUACAGAUUCAUGAUGCUAAUGUUCUUUUUUUUCUACACUCACAGUGGUGAGGCCUCUUACACAAAACCCAUUUCAGCAUACAGUAGAACCCAAGGUCUAAAACAAUCACUUUUUUCAAAGCAACAAACCUAUCAGGAACAAACGUCAUAUCAACAGGAAACUGAACUACAUUCUGCAUUAUUGCUGAAUUUUUAACCUCCUAAGAGGCCUUUCUCUCUCUUAGUGUUGCACACAGAUACAUCUUACAUUAUCAGAAAUGUGUGCCAUGGGGUUGGAUGGCAAAAAAAAAUAGAAAACAAUGAAAAAAAAUUUAAUUACAGACCUAUUACAUGCAUCAUUUAAUUCCCAUGCCAGAAAAGGAACAAGACAAUCAGGGAUAUUGUCGGAAAUGAUUAACAAGAAUAUAUUGUGCUGUUUAUUCAUUGUAAGUCUAUGUCACUGAUUAUGUAAAAGUAGAAUUAGUGGUCAGAGUGUGUGACGUCAACUUACAUUUUGGCCAGAGAGCGCUUUACCCCAUCCUUCCCAGCAAGUGUAAGAGAGCAAACUGGUGCUGGGAACUGAAAAAAAAAAGAAGAAAAAAAAAAGAUAGAGAGCAUGGUUAUUUAUUUUCAGUGCUUUAACUGUAAUAUCGGCACACCAGCUGCGCAAGACUAUUAUACGGGGCUGGACUGUUUUCUUUUUUAAUCUCAGCAGAUGUUGACCUCUGAAGUCUCACACACAUACACAAACAUACACUGCACAGGGUCCAACAUACAUGGCCCAUUUAAACACUAAGACCAAGAGAAUUUAUAUUUUCUACAAAUUGAAUUUAAAUACAAUUGUUUAGCAGAUAAUCAGCCCAAACUGAGUAUAAAUGACAUUUUUAAGCAUAAGAGAACUCCAUCAGCUCUCACUUUAGAUUCAAUGCAGUGACCAACAAUGAAGGUCACAGGAGCACGUUUCCAGCUGAACUCCUUUACUGAACUGCAAGAACGUGAAUGUACUCACACAGUUUGAAUUUGAGUAAUAUUAUGAUAAUUGUGUCUCUGUACAUUCACUGCCAAGAAACCAGCCAUUCAGUCAGGCAGGCAGUCAGUACCCCCAAAGGGAAAAUUUUUUAUAGAAUGUAUGAUAUACUUGCAGAAAGAUAUACCUAUUAUAGUUAUAGAUUGUAAAUGUGCGUGUGAGGACGUAUGAAAGAGAGUGUGUGCAUGUGUGUAUACAUAUGAAAAGCUUCAGCUUAUGAGAUUGAGGAUAGAGGGACUAGUGGCAAUACAAACUAAGAAGUAUGAAGGGAAAAGAUGCGAUGCAUAUUUUAAAAAUAUUGAGACGCGUAAAAUGAAAAUAAAAACACAUUACAAUGCUUUGCAAAUCUUCAACAAGUGGAUAAAGCUGUCAUGUGAUCUCCUGAAAUGGUACUGAGAUGGGGCAGUCUGGGUUUUCCUACUGGGUCUGUUACCUGGGCAGCUGCAAUAAGUGGAAUACCACCAACGGCUGGAUGAUAAACGCGUAUUUCAGUCACUAUGGGACAUAGAACACAUAUUAAAUGUCGAAACUAAUAUAUUGCAUCAUUUGUUCGAGACUCUAAUAAUAAUCAAUACAAAAAAAGAAAGUAUGGAGACCAGUUGCUGAAGUUUUUGGAUGGACAGUGCUAUCCCGUUCUUGUCCAAUACAGGAUAGAAAAAAGUCCUGAGUCGCCACGCAGGCAAAUUCAGCCCCUGUUGAGAACAUAUGCUGCUCUGAAACCUGUGUACUCACUUUAUUUGUUGCUGCAGCUUUGCAACAAAUCUGUCUUGAGAUGACUUGAAGUUUGUACCUCUCAAGCAGGAAGCAGCCAUAAAAAGAUGGGUACACUGUGGUCAUAAAGGGGUGAACAUGGUCAGGAACAAUACUCAGGUAGGUGGUGUUUCAACAAUCUCUAGUUGAAUCCAAGGGGCCUGUAAUGUGCAAACAAAUGUGUAAUUUUAUUUAAGUUUACUUCUGAGAGAUUCAACAUUAAAACCACACUGCUGCAAAUGGCAGUCAAGAGUUUCUUAUCUGGAAGGUAAACCCUCCAAGAUGCUGGUCACUCUGUGGUUCAAGCAGGGGACUCCAAGUGCCGUAGCGCCUCGUUGAUGAGAGAUAGAGCAGGAGAUAGACAGGAACUUCAGUUACAGUCACGCAGGCACUUCUCCCCUCUGCUGAUGUGAAGAAGGCUGAACCCAAUUGGUGCGUCUAUGUGCUCUUCCCUUUCUAUCGUCACAGGAUAUGGCUUAGGACAGAAAAAACAAGCUCUUGGGAUAAAAUGGUCAACAUGGGCUUCUUCUCUCAUCUCACCUUAAGUUGUGGAGUGAAGAGCUCAUACUUACAGCAGCUGCUCUUCAACACUGAGAGAAUUCAAAUGAAAUGGUUUUGGAAUCUUAAGGUGCUUCCAAGGAGCAUCCCUAUGAAGGCUUUCAUGGUACCCAUGGUUUGGGUGAAGACUCUUAUGAUGGCCGAGCAUUGGCUUGAGGAACUAUAUUUGUUUUCCUUCUGGGAAAGCCUUGGGAUCUACCUGAAUGAGCUGGAGAGUGUUGCUGGAAAGAAGGUGUCUGCAUGUCCAACUGUUACCCCAAUUGCCCAGUAUCAGAUAAAAGGAAGAGAAUGGAGGGAUGGAAACAGUGAUUCAUUAUCUGAGUUUGUACAUUUGGUAUGUUUACUAUAUUAUCUUCCAGUGAAUAAACUAUGAGUGUAGGGCAGGGGCCUCAGACUUCAUUCCUCAAGGCCGGUGUCCUGCAAUUUUUAAAUUUGCUUCAACACACCUGGCUCCAAUAUGAGCUCACUAGCAUAGAUCUGCAGAGCUAGACUGAAUAAUAGUGACACAAUUCAGUCCUUCACAAUUCAAGUGUGUAGGACAAGGGACACAUCUAAAAAUAACAAGUCUCUGGUCCUUGAGGAAUGCAGUUUGAGACCACUAAUUUAGAAGAUUUGCUGACCAUUGCAUUGCGUUUUUAUUUACAUUUAACACAAUGUUACAGCUUUUUAAAAUUUUGGUUGUAUAAAUAAAAGGUACAUAAAAGCUUGUGAGACUAAAAUUUUAUAUCAAGGGUGUGUGCAUAUCUAGAAAACUCUUACUUUCUUCUGUAUAAUUUGCAUAGACAAAAGCAGAGAAGGAGGAAGUUUAAAAAAAAAAAUCUAAAAGGUGGAAAGUUUGCCUUUUUAAAGGAGAGCAUUCAGGCUAACUGCACUAUGUAGUGUCCUACACAUGAGUUAUGAUGUAUAGUAGAGUCAGAUGUGAAUAUCACGGCUUUUAUAACUGUUGUUUAUGCCAGCAUUAAAAAAAAUGUUGCUCAAGAAUAUUAACUUAUCUCUAAGGUAUUACAUAGUAUUAUCAUCUUUAUUACUGUUAUUAUAUUAUGGUGAAUUGAAGGAUGAAAAAAUAUGUGCCAUUUUAGCUUUCCUUUCUGUGUUUUUUUUAACUGUGUAGCUAGUCAAUUGGCUGCCCAUAAUGGUGCAAUCAUAGCAAACAUGUCCAAAAAAUAAAAAAAAUAAAUAACAAUGUUCUUUUUGUUGUAGGUGAUGUAGUUACAGUAUUGCAUUGUUUAGAGAGAAAAUGCUUCUGGUUUUAUACAUGUUUCAAAUUUUUAUUGUUUGCAUUUAUGUUAGUAGUACUGCUCUGGCUUGAUUAAAACCAUUCAUUUGUUAAUAUUCAGCAGAACUAAUAAAGAUAUGCAAAUUA
This is a messenger RNA of Poeciliopsis prolifica (blackstripe livebearer), 8871 nucleotides long. RefSeq names its product leucine zipper, putative tumor suppressor family member 3b (gene lzts3b). The record is from RefSeq and is a predicted model, not a curated record. The transcript is spliced from 7 exons. Gene Ontology annotation, cellular component: dendritic spine. NCBI's taxonomy places the organism in Eukaryota, Metazoa, Chordata, Actinopteri, Cyprinodontiformes, Poeciliidae. Bases 1928 to 5194 code for a protein of 1088 amino acids. Gene Ontology annotation, biological process: regulation of dendritic spine morphogenesis.